Messenger RNA from Diversispora eburnea, 318 nucleotides. Lineage: Eukaryota; Fungi; Glomeromycota; Glomeromycetes; Diversisporales; Diversisporaceae. The record is from the annotation of a GenBank genome assembly.
AUUUCUUCAUCAGAUACAAUUACUGAAGCACGUCGAUAUGCAAGAUUUUAUGAACUUGGUGGUGAAUGUUUGGAGAAACCUAUUUAUAAAAGAAACAGAAUUUCUCAAGAAGAAUUAGAUCAAUUACAACGAUUUUUGAAUGAUAAAAAUAAUAUUAUAAUGAGCAGUUACAAAACUGAUGCUAAAACAGGACUUCCAGUAAAAUAUCUCAAAGAUACAAAAGAAGCAUUAUGGGAAAAAUUUAGUCAACAAUUACCAAAUGGUGUUAAAUGUUUAACUUUUUUAACAUUUAUGAAAGGUAAACAAUAUAUUUAUUGA